AUGUCCAUCCAGAAUUUGAGCACUUUCGACCCAUUUUCCGAUGCACAUGGAGGUGCCUCGGAGAGGGUGCAAGACACACUCGUUCAUGUCAGGAUCCAGCAACGAUCGGGAAGAAAAACUUUAACCACCGUGCAAGGCCUUUCAGCUAUGUUCGAUCUGAAGAAAAUAGUGAGGGCGUGCAAGAAAGAAUUCGCCUGCAAUGGUACCGUCGUGGAGCAUCCAGAGUAUGGUGAAGUUCUACAAUUGCAGGGUGAUCAGCGGGAGAAUAUAUGCCAGUUCUUGACUCGCUGUGGACUGGUAAAGGCCGAUCAAUUGAAAGUUCACGGAUUCUGAGGAAGUGGUUUCGGACUUCGUGCCUGAGACAGCGGUGGAUGAUCACGCGUGACAUCGAUUGCUUCUGGAUAUAUCAAUUACUCAUUGAAUUUUAAAAAUUGCAUUGAGGUAUCUGCCGGUUAUUAAUGGUUUAUUAAAAAUUGUGUAUUCAGUA
Messenger RNA from Notodromas monacha, 487 nucleotides. The record is from the annotation of a GenBank genome assembly. Lineage: Eukaryota; Metazoa; Arthropoda; Ostracoda; Podocopida; Cyprididae.